Molecule: messenger RNA, 651 nt
Organism: Brassica napus (rape)
Lineage: Eukaryota; Viridiplantae; Streptophyta; Magnoliopsida; Brassicales; Brassicaceae
Exons: 1
Coding region: 1-651 (216 amino acids)
Molecular function (GO): zinc ion binding; nucleic acid binding
Source: RefSeq, a predicted model, not a curated record
AUGUUCGGAAUUACUUCGAGGAUGAUGUUAUGUGGAGAGAAAAUAAGUGAUUAUGAUAUGAUCGAGAAAACUCUCUCCACGUUCCAUCCUGAAAAUGUAAUCAUGCAGCAACAAUACCGAGUGAAUGGAUAUACCCGUUAUUCGGAGUUGAUGCAAGUCCUCCUUGUAGCGGAGCAGAAUAAUCAACUCGUGACUUUAACCCAUCAAGCUCGUCCCACUGGAUCUGCUCCAUUUCCAGAAGCGAAUGUUGCAUCAUCCAGUUAUGAUAAUAGGAGAGGACGAGGUCGUGGACGUGGUGGAAACCGUUAUUAUGGUCGUGGAAGAGGACAAGGAAGAAGAUUUUGUUCCUAUGAUGAAAGAGAUAACAAGAACUUCCUAGAAAAUGAAAGGAAUGAAAAAGACUGGGAUGAUAAAAGGCAAACGGGAAAGGUUUGCUACAGAUGCGGCAUGAAAGGUCAUUGGGUACGUAGUUGUCGUACACCAAAACAUUUAGCAGAUCUGUAUAGAGAAUCCCAAAAGGGAAAAGAGAAAGGAAGAGGUGAAACAAACUUCACCUCUGAUGAACCCGAGCCAUCCUUUCAUGGUUUAAACGAUGAUACUCAUCUCGACGUAUCAGACUUUCUGGUUGAGCCAGAGAGUAUCGAUGAGUGA